GCUUGAGUCAUUCUCGGUUUUAAAAACAUUGGUUAUGGUGACCAGAUUUGUUUUUGCCCGCCUGAACCCGUUAUUUCUCUUCUUCCUUCCCGAAAAAGCUCCAUCACCACCUUUUUCCCGCGUCUAUUUGAGAAGAGAACAAUCUUCAUCUCCAAACGCACCUCCAUCCCCCACAUUCUCAGACGCGCAGAGAAUUUCUGGUGUUGCAGGAAGAGAAUCCGAAGCAGAACGCCAUGGAAAAACCUGAGAUUCGAGCCAGUUCAUUCACCGGCUGCGUCUCUCCUCGACGCAACUAUCUCCCUCCUCCGUCAUCAUUCCUCUGUUCUAUCAUUGAGGAGUGUGCCUCGAAGUCUGCCAAUUCGAGAGAUCUUCAGGUUUAUAGCACUGGAGACGUCAACUCAAAAUUGAUCAAGCUCUAUGCUUCAACGCAAGAUGGAAGCCAGUCCUACAUUGUCCAGCAGCUGGAGAAGCAUAUCAGUGGCUUCCUUUUAUUUCUUACUAGUUUUAUCAUCGAGGAGUGUGUCUUGAAGGCUGACUGUUUGAGAGAUAUUCAGGUUCCCAACACUGGAGACGUCAGUGCAAAAUGGAUCAAGCUCUAUGCUUCGGCACAAGAUGGAAGCCACUCUUACACGUUGCAGCAGCUGGAGAAGCAUAUCAGUGGCUUCCUUUUAUCUCUUACUAGUUUUAUCAUCGAGGAGUGUGUCUUGAAGUCUGCCUGUUUGAGAGAUAUUCAAGUUCCCAGCACUGGAUUCGUCAACACGAAGUGGAUUAAGCUCUAUGCUUCAGCGAAAGAUGGAACCCACUCUUACAUGUUCCAGCAGCUGAAGAAGCAUAUCAGUGACUUUCUUUUAUUUCUUACUAGAUUUGUCAUGGAGGAAUGUGUCUUGAAGUCUGCCUGUUUGAGAGAUCUUCAGGUUCCCAGCACUGGAGUCGCCAACACAAAGUUUGAUAAGCUCUUUGCUUCAGCACAAGAUGAAACCUGCCCUUACAUGUUCCUGCAGCUGGAGAAGCAUAUCAGUGACUUUCUUCUAUUUCUUACUAGUUCUAGUGUGGAGAAGCGUGUCUCGAAGUCUGCCUGUUUGAGAGAUCUUCAGGUUCCCAGCAGUGGAGUCGCCAACACGAAAUGGACCAUGAUCUGUGCCUCACCACAAGAUGGAAGCCACUCUUACAUGUUCCAGCAACCAAACACAUGUGGCUUUCCAAUUACUUUGCUGGCAGUAUAUGAACCGCCCGAAGAAAUUGGAAACAUAAAUGUACGGGAGUUGAAUCAAAAUCGGCAGCAAAAUGACGACUAUGAAGAAUUUAAUGGAGACAACCCCAAGCUUAGGGUUUAUAAUGUCAGAAACUGGGUGGAGUGUUCUCGCAACCAGUCUUUGAGGGUCAUUGGAGCAAAUUUUGAAGGAAUGAUUUUGUAUGUAGACCCUCGGCUUGGUUAUGUAUACCUUGAUCUUAAAACUGGAGCAAAGAUUUAUCUUCCUCCCUACGAUGAUGUUGAGAUUGGCUCAGAUGUGAUGGGAACCUGGACCGGGACUCCAGGUUCUACUGACUGCAUCACCUUGAUAUUAGAUCAAUUUUCUAUGAACAAUCAUUUCAUUAGGGCACGCCAAUAUACUGAAAGAAAUGGGUGGAUUUGUGUAGAGUUAGAGUUCAAAAUCGUAGCUGACUUGCCAGAUGAUAGUGAAGACCAAUAUCCAUUGUAUGCUAUGAUCCUUCACGGAGAGAGGCUCCAUAUACUCUGUGGUUUUCAGUACGCUUGCUUCACUUAUCAUGUUAUGGAUUUUCAGUACGAUCUCACAGAUGAAUUCGACCUAUUAUAUACCCAUUUUUCUUUUGUUGAAGAUGGAGAAGAUUUAUACCUAUUCAUGAUUGCGCCACAAGGCCAAUACAAAAUAAUGCAUGUUGAUACUAAGGCGCAGACCCUAAAUCAUCUCCCUGACCAUGUCUUCCCUCUUGAUAAAGUUGUUUACACAGCAAACAUGUUUGGAGGGAAGGUUCUUCCGGCUGCAUGGACAGAGGAGAGGAACAUGAUAUUUGCAGCAGGUGGAUCAUAUGGUGAGAGGGAAAAUGUUGAGUGUGCAAGAAUUUUUCAAGGAGAACAGCGCAUGACGGCACUCAAGGUGUGUCCAGUCUCUACUGCAGCUGCAGCUGAUGGACCAGUGCCACCGUGUGACUGUGUCUGCUGCUUCAUCCGGCAUUAUGAGCCAUGACAGGGAGGAGAUUGUCAUUUAAUCAAGCCCAUGUUAAUGUCUUUUAGGAGGCCUGGGGUUAUACGUAAUGCUCCCAUACUGACAUAACAGUACAUAUAUCCCUCUCUUUCUCUGUAUCAUCUUCUGGGCUCAUCUGGACAUAAAAUAUCACCAUACCC
Cuscuta campestris is the source of this 2365-nucleotide messenger RNA. The record is from the annotation of a GenBank genome assembly. NCBI's taxonomy places the organism in Eukaryota, Viridiplantae, Streptophyta, Magnoliopsida, Solanales, Convolvulaceae.